This is a messenger RNA of Felis catus (domestic cat), 2276 nucleotides long. It is a transcript of the gene NXPH3, whose product is annotated as neurexophilin 3. Lineage: Eukaryota; Metazoa; Chordata; Mammalia; Carnivora; Felidae. Bases 570 to 1193 code for a protein of 207 amino acids. The transcript has 2 exons. The record is from RefSeq and is a predicted model, not a curated record. Gene Ontology annotation, molecular function: signaling receptor binding.
GCGAUGCUGUCUGGGUUCUGCAGAAUCUGUCUCCCUCAUCGCACUUGGCCCAGGCUGAUAUUAAGAUUCAUCUGCAUUCCCCGCGCACCCGCCUGGCAGAUGGUGGGGGAGGAGGCUGGGUGCGUGCUGGGGGCUGCAGCCAGAGACCAAGCUAGGCUCGGAGGGCCACAGAGCAGAGUGCCCACCCACCGUGCUCCCUCGGCCCAGCCCCGGACUGGGACCACUCCAACCACCGGGGUACCUCCUCACCCUCACAACCUCCAAGGGGUGCUGAGGACUUGACCUUUGCUUUUUCUAAGGACUGAAGGGGUCCUGGAGUUCCGGGAAGGAAACACGGAUGUGCGUGGGACCACGGAGGAUGGGCCCCACUUUGGGGAAUUCCAAAUAAGGGUCCUCCUUGCCCUGGGGGCUUGCAGAGGUGGGAGAAAAGCAAGGACCCCAUGGGAUAGGAGCACCCUGUCCUGGUGGCUCCCUGGGUCACAGGGAGGGUCAUCUACGGCCAGGAUGACGGUCCUCCCGGCUCCGAGGACCCGGAGCGUGAUGACCACGAGAGCCAGCCCCGGCCCCGGAUGCCUCGGAAGCGAGGCCACCUCUCACCUAAGUCCCGCCUCGUGGCCAACUCCACUCUCCUAGGGCUGCUGGCUCCCCCCGGGGAGGCAUGGGGCGUCCUUGGCCAGCCCCCCAACCGCCCGAACCACAGCCCCCCACCGUCAGCCAAGGUGAAGAAAAUCUUCGGCUGGGGUGACUUCUACUCCAACAUCAAGACGGUGGCCCUGAACCUGCUCGUCACGGGGAAGAUCGUGGACCACGGCAACGGGACCUUCAGCGUCCACUUCCGACACAACGCCACCGGCCAGGGCAACAUCUCCAUCAGCCUCGUACCGCCCAGUAAAGCUGUAGAGUUCCACCAGGAGCGGCAGAUCUUCAUCGAAGCCAAGGCCUCCAAGAUCUUCAACUGCCGAAUGGAGUGGGAGAAGGUGGAACGGGGCCGCCGGACCUCGCUCUGCACCCACGACCCGGCCAAGACCUGCUCCCGAGACCACGCUCAGAGCUCAGCCACCUGGAGCUGCUCCCAGCCCUUCAAGGUCGUCUGCGUCUACAUCGCCUUCUACAGCACGGACUAUAGGCUGGUCCAGAAGGUGUGCCCAGAUUACAACUACCACAGUGAUACCCCCUACUACCCCUCCGGGUGACCCUGGGCGGGCCACAGAGGCCGGGCCGGGGCUGGAAGGACGGGCCUGCCCGCGGAGGAGGCCAUCUGGCUGGAUACUGGGCAGGGACACGGGGAGGGACCUCAGGCAGGGAAGGGGGGGGUGGAGAGAAGGAGAUGCCAGGUGGGGCCGGGGCCAAGUCUCACGUGGCGGUGGGGAAGGGGUCCCAAGUGCGGGGCCCCAGCCUGGGGUUGUGGAGCGGCCGGGGCAUAGGAGCACUGGAGGAGGAGUGGGGUCUCUGGGCAGCCCCGCGGGGCUCCCCUGCUGAGCGACAGGAAGGUGCUGGGCCCAGGAGACCGCUGGCGAAGGCAGACCAGUGUGGCCAGAUGAGGUCACGGAGAAGAGCCCGAAGCCUCGGCUCCCUCCUUGCCAUCCUGAGAAAGAACAAGGAGAGGGGUCUCUCAUCCGCAAGGGCACCGAAGGACGGCAGAGACGAGACGGGGCUGCCCGGGAGCCAGCCCUGGGUGGGGGGAGGGGCGGGGCCGGAGGAACUCUUGAGCCCCGCUGAGUCAGCCCCCACCCCCAAGCCCAUUGUCCUGGACGGUGGACUGAACUUGGCUUCAGGCUGAAGUGGUGACCCUUGGAGUCGUUUUGACGUCUUGACGAAUAGACCGUCUGCUCCCCGCCAGGCCGUAACCUUUCCAAAAUUCCCUCUCCUGCCAUUGCCGCUCCUCCCCUCCCCGCCGCCCCUGUCCACCCCUGUGCCGAUGGGUCACCCAUCCUUCAGCUGCAACCGAGGGUGACUGUGGUUCUCCCACCACCAAGGCCACAGAUGGGAGCCCACCCUUGCGCUGUGUCCCCUCGCCACCCCACCCCCCUGCUGGCUCCUCUGGGAGCGUCCUCGUCCAGCCAGCAAGCCUUGCCCGUCAGCCUGGGACCCACCCGGAUGGAUACAGGGCCUUCGGCAGCUCGGGGCCGCGCGACGCCAGACUGACAAGGGCGCUGGACCUGUUCCGUGGUGUCUGUCUGUGGGUGGGGGAGGGGAGGGCGGGGUGUGCGAUCCCCUGAUUGUCAGCUUGUGUGCAGAGUCUUGUUCUGGAGCCGGGAAUAAAGCUUUCCCAGGGC